This is a messenger RNA of Camelina sativa (false flax), 456 nucleotides long. RefSeq names its product protein NEN2-like. Lineage: Eukaryota; Viridiplantae; Streptophyta; Magnoliopsida; Brassicales; Brassicaceae. The record is from RefSeq and is a predicted model, not a curated record.
AUGAGCGACGAACAACCACUGAUUUUCUUUGAUUUCAAACUAGAUCGUUAUGGGAAUACGCGGUUGGACGUGAACAUGGUUACCUCUCGGACGCUGGAGUCUGUUGCCCUUUCGCGCCUUGUGCUUUCUGCUAACCAUUCAUCGAGGGCAAAAGCAAAAGAUUUUGCUUUAAAUUCCACUUUUGUCUAUCCCAUGCUCAAUGGAUAUAUUUGGAUUGGCCAUGACAUAAUCCGAUCUGACUAUCCAAGAUUGAAGAAAGCUUUUGCAGAAAUCAAUCAAGACCCUCCUGUGCCGAAAGAUAUAAUUGAUAUAAGUCACUUUUUGAUGUCCAAGACCAAGCUUGCCGGACUUGCGAAAAUGAUUGGAUUAGGUAAUCCAAGUCGGGAGUUGCACGCUUGCGACGUGAAUAUUAGAGUGCUAUCAAGCGCCUUGAACGCGUCAUGUCAAUAUAUGUAA